Pogona vitticeps (central bearded dragon) is the source of this 2063-nucleotide messenger RNA. The record is from RefSeq and is a predicted model, not a curated record. Lineage: Eukaryota; Metazoa; Chordata; Lepidosauria; Squamata; Agamidae.
CAUAGUGACGAAUCUGUGUAGCGAUGAUUUUGGGUGCACGGAUUAUCGUCGCUAUGCGGGGCACCACUGUAUUUCCAAAUAUGGAGGCACCGGCUAAUAAAACUAAGAAGCCAAUUUGAGAGGAAAUGGAGAUUGUGAUUAGGGAGCAGGAACAUGAAUGAACUACUGUAUCUGUUUUCCCCUGGUUUUGCCAUCACCAAUAAGCUACUGUGCUCUGUUCAUAUCAUGUGUGUAACUUAUCUGCCAUUCUUUUCCAGUCUUACAACUUCCUAUCUAAACCGUGCAGGUUUUGAAUGCAAAACUAUAUUCUGGCAGUUAUUAAGAAAUCCUCAGCUCUUGAGUAUAAAAUACAACGGAGGAUACUAUACAAGGAAGACUUUAUCAGUUACAUUCAGUAUGAAAUCAAUCUUUUGGAACUGAUUAAGAAAAGAAGAGCUCGAAUUGGCUAUUCAUUUAAGAAAGAUGAGAUUGAGUAUUCCAUUGUGCAGAGAAUAGAUGGUGUCUUCAAACGUGCCACAGCCAAAUGGAAAGAUGACCUUCAGCUGUGGUUGUCUUAUAUUGCCUUUUGCAAGAAAUGGAACAGGAAAAUGCAGCUGAGUAAGGUGUUUUCAUCCAUGUUAGCGCUUCAUCCGAACAAACCAGCUUUGUGGAUUAUGGCCGCAAAAUGGGAAAUGGAGGACCGCUUGUCGUCAGAAAGUGCCCGGCAGUUGUUCCUCCGUGCCUUGCGUUUCCAUCCAGAGUGCCCCAAACUUUAUCAAGAGUAUUUUAGAAUGGAACUAAUGCAUGCAGAAAAGCAAAGGAAAGAAAAGAAGGAAUUUGAACAAGCAAAGAUGGACUUGGGUGAAUUCAGUUAUUCUGAAGAUGUGCUUAAUGGUGAAAUGGCUCGGAUUGUCUACAGAAAUGCUAUUCAAAAAAUCAAAGGUGCAGAGUUUCUUCUGUCACUGCUUACAGUUGCAAAACUUUUCGAUUUUACCCAAGAGCUUCAGAAAGAAAUAUUGGACAACUUGCAGGCAGAUUGUGCCGGCGAUCCUCAUGUGUGGGACUACAUGGCACGGCGAGAACUGGAGACAGAAGGCUUGCCAUCAUUGGAACAUGUAUCAAAACAUUCAAAGGCACUGGACGUGGCCCGCAAAGAAGAACGAUGCUGUGCGGUGUUUGAAGAGGCUGUCGCUUCUCUUCCCACAGAGGAAAUGUGGAAAUGCUAUGUCACUUUUUGCUUGGAGAGAUUGAACCGGAAGACCAACAGUGAAGAGUUAAAACAGAAGAGGCUGGAAAAGGUUCUGCGUGUUUUCAGUCGAGCGCAUGAAUUGCAACUACUGUCAGCUCCUCUCUGUAAACAGUGGGUUCACCUUUUACUGGAGGCUGACCUCCGAGAAAAGGCUGAAGAGGCAGCGGCCGCAGCCACCGGCCGCUUCAGCCACAUGGCGGAAAUGUGGGAAAUGAGGCUGCAGUUACUGCUCCAGCUGAACCGGGAUGGUGUGGCCUCUUGUUUUCAGGAUGCAUUUAAAGCUGCUACAGCCAAGGACACCUUGCCUCUCUGGAUUCUACAGGUGGAAUGGAGUGAGAGUGUCCAUAGCAUGGCUGAGACCGAAGCCCUCUAUCAGAAAUCUUUACUGGCCACGCUUCCUGCUGACUCAUUAACCAUGAGAGAAAAGUAUCUGGAAUGGGCAUAUAAGACUGGUGGCUAUAAGAAAGCAAAGAAAGUCUUUACAAGUUUGCAAAAAAACCCGCCAUUUUCUCUUGAGUUCUUCAAGAAGAUGAUUCAGAUUGAAAAGGAGCAGGAGUCGUGCAGAAUGUUCAAUAUCCGAGAAUAUUAUGAACGUGCCUUGAGAGAAUUUGGUGCUACAGAACCUGAUCUUUGGCUGGAUUACAUCAGGGAGGAGCUGAAUCAUCCCCAAGGCAAGCCGGAGAACUGUGGCAGUCUUCACUGGAGAGCAAUGAAAACAUUGCAGGGACAAUCAGUGGACACUUUUGUUUCAAAAUAUACACUGCUGCAGACAGGUCACUUAUGACAAAUGGCAUACAUUCCAGACAAACUACAGAGCAAUACUAUUUUUUAUUGU